UGCAUCGCGGAACAGCGAGCCUCAUUCUGGUUCGACAAGAGGUUUAAUUCAUCUAUUCAGCCAUUACUGACCAGUGAUAACCAGGACAUCCCCCAGGAUAUUCUCCUGUGGUGGUUGCGAAUACAAGCCCAGAGCCAUCAGACACUCUUCAUUUGACAAACCAUUCAAUCCUGGAAUAUGUGUCGCGUGGCCAAGUGGUUAAGGCAUUAGACUAGCGAUCUGAAGAUCAUGAGUUUGAGCCUCAGGGGACUGUCCUGUCCCCCUUCCUGUUCACCAUCUGCACCUGGGACUUCAGGUACAACUCAGAGUUCUGCCACCUGCAGAAGUUAUCAGAUGUUUCAGUAAUUGUAUCAGCCGGGGUCAAGAGGCUGAGUACAGAAGAGUGGUGGACAACUUUGUUGAGUGGUGUUGGCUGAAUCACCUGCAGCUCAACAUCACUAAGAUAAAGGAGUUGGUUCACUCCAGGAAAGUGAAAACACCCUGCAUCCCCAUCUCCAUCAAGGGAACGGAUGUGGAAGUCGUCUGGGACCCCACAUAUCUGGGAACUCACCUGGGCAACAAACUGGACUGGACUAAAGACACAGGGGCUCUGUACAAGGAAGAACAGAGCCGACUGUACUUCCUGAGGAGGCUCCGGUCAUUCAACGUCUGCAGUUCUCUGCUGCAGAUGUUCGACGACUCAGUGGUGGCCGGUAUUCGAUUCUGUGCCGUAGCCUGCUGGGGCAGCAGGGUGAGAACAGCUGAUGUCAAGAAGAUCGAUAAGCUUGUCAGGAAGGCUGGUUCUGUUCUGGGGGUGGAACUGAAUUCCCUGAUGGUUGUGCCUGAGAGGAGGAUGCUGCAGAAGUUACGGAGCAUUAUGGAAAAUCCCUUUCACACUCUCCAUGACAUAUUGGACAAACAGAGGAGCAUCUUUAGCAACAGAAUGAUUCCACCGAGGUGUACCGCUGAACGCCACGGGAGAUCCGUUCUCCCUGUGCCUAUAAGACUCUACAAUUUCUCCUCCUCAAGUAUAUGGUUUCAUUGCACAUCUGUAUUUUGCACUGUUACUUUUUUUAUGCACAUUUUGUAUUCUUUUUCAUACCUAUUUCAUAUAUAUUUCUGACUGAUUAAGCAAUCUUGCAGCAAUAAUUUCCUUAAGGAUAAACAAAGUUUAAUUUUAUCUUAUCUUUCAGAACUCUGGGGUGUACACCAUCUGGUCCAGGUGACUUAUCUACUUUCAGAUCUUUCAGUUUCCCAAGAUCCUUCUCUCUAGUUAUGGUAACUUCACACACUUCAUGACCCCUGACACCUGGAACUUCUGCUGUACUGCUAGUGUCUUCCACAAUGAAGACUAAUGCAAAAUACUUAUUCAGUUCAUCCACCAUUUCAUUGCCCCAAUUGUCAUUUUGCUGGCUCUGGGCCUGUACUCGCUGGAAUUCAGAAGGAUUUGGGGGGGGGGGGGGUGGAUCUCACUGAAACCUUUUGAAUGUUGAAAAGGCAUAGACAGAGUAGAUGUGGAAAGGAUGUUUCCCUGGGUGGGAGAGCCUUUUCCCCGUAACCUAUUAUGGAAAAUCUAUCCAUCCGUCUUUCUGACGAUACUUCUUACAUUGAAAUACACACAGCUCAGGACACUACUUGCAUCGUGCUCAACCUUUUGAUCCCUGACUUUGUCUGAGUUCUUACCAAUAUCUGCCUCCACAACCUCUCCACCAACUGUUCUGUCACUCUGGUUCCCAACCCUUGCAACUCCAGUUUAAACCCAACCAUGCAGCACUAACAAACCUCCCUGCUAGGAUAUUAGUCCCCUCCAGUUCAGGUGCAAACUGUCCCUUCUGUACAGGUCCCACCUUCCCUGGAAGAGAGCCCAAUGAUCCAAAAAUGUUAUGCUGUCCCUGCUACACCAACUCCUUAGCCACAUGUUAAACUAUAUCAUCUUUCUGUUUCUGGCCUCACUAGCACAUGGCACGGGUAACGAACCUGAGAUCACAACCCUGGAGAUCCUGCCCUUUAACUUAGCACCUAAUUCCCUGAGCAAACACGAGGAAAUCUGCAGAUGCUGGAAAUUCAAACAACAAAAUGCUGGUGGUCCCUGAACUCACUUUGCAGAACCUCAUCACUCAUCCUACCCAAGUCAUUGGUACCCACAUGGAUCACGACUUCACCCUCCUAUUUAAGAAUGCUGAGGGCUCAAUCUGAGAUGUCCCUGACCCUGGCACCCGGGAGGCAACAUACCAUCAGGGAAUCUUCAAAGAAUCCACAAAGAUUUAACACCUUCUGACCCAUGUCACCUCUUUCUAAUCAUUUGAUUUCAUUCCCUUUUAGCCAACAGAGCUACACCUCCCCAUCUGCCUCCUACCUGUCCUUUCAAUACAAUGUGUAUUCUUGGACAUUAAGCUCCCAGCUAUAAUCUCUUUCAGCCAUGAAUCAGUGAUGCCUACAACAUCACAGAUGCCAACCUGUAAACGUGCUACCAGUUGAAUGGGCACAUUCAAAUACAAUACCUUUAGCCUUGUAUUCACCCUUUUCGAUUUUGUCUGCCUGGUAUGUUACAACUCAUCCUGUUGCCCUUCAAUACUACUCACUACUCAUUGCUUCUGCUUGUAAAUCUGAUACCUCAUCUUCAGCACUAUCAUCCACCUUUCCUACGAUACUCCUUACAUAGCUCAGGACGCUGGUCAACCUUUUGAUUCCUGAUUUUGUCUGAGGUCUUACCAGCAUCUGCCUCCACAACCUCUCCACUCACUGUUCUGGCACUCUGGUUCCCAUCUUUCUGCAUCCCCAUUGUUCAGCAUUAACCAGUCUUCCCACUAGGAUAUUAAUCCCCAUCAAAUUCAUGUACAAGUCCCACCUUCUCCAUAGAGGGAAUAGAGGUGCGCGCUGUUAGAAUGGAGAUGAGGAGACAUUUCUUUAGCCAGAUAGUGGUGAAUCUGUGGAAUUCUUUACCACAGGCAGCUGUGGAGGCCAAGACUAUGUAUAUUUAAGGCAGAGGUCGACAGAUUCUUGAUCAGUCAGGGCAUGAAGGGAUAUGGGGAGAAGGCAGGAGAUCGGGUUGGGGAGGAAAAUGGAUCAGCCAUGAUGAAAUGGCAGUGCAGACUCGAUGGGCCAAAUGGCCUAAUUCUGCUCCUAUAUUUUAUGGUCUUAUGAACACUGGAGAACUGAAAAAUGUGAUCAAUGGAGGCAUAAUGAAGAAAGCUGUAGCAGACAGUGUGUGUGAUGGGACCACAAUUCUCUACAGUCACUCGAGCUGAUGUGCAGAGCAGACACCACACCAAGCCCAGAUGCAUCCAGACAGAAUACUUCAUCUGGUGCAGAGACAAAGAUUGAAGCUGCAGCUGAGAAAACCAGCAGUGGCCAUGGCUCAGCACCAGCUCUUCCAGAGGGGGAUCAAGUCGAAGCCAGUGCAGAGGAUGAACUCCUGUCGCUGUCAGACCUGUGCAGUUGUGGGUAACUCUGGGAAUCUCAUUGGAUCCAACUACGGGAAGUUAAUCGACUCGCAUGGCUUUGUUUUCAGGAUGAACAAGGCCAAAACUCAGGGACAUGAGACUGAUGUCGGCAGCAAAACCACCCAUCACCUGAUGUACCCAGAGAGCGCAAGGAGACUGGAGCCCGAUGUCCGUCUGGUGCUUGUCCCAUUUAAGCCUCGGGAUCUCCAGUGGUUAGAGAAUGCCCCAUGGUCAAAGAAUCUCAUCCAGGCCAAUUGGGACAAGGCUGCCAUCUUGCACCCUGGCUUCUUGCACUACGUGCAUGAGGUGUGGACAGAACGUCAUGGCCGUUACCCGUCCACCGGCCUCAUCGCCCUCGUCGUUGGCCUGCACCUGUGUGACCAGCUCUCCGUGUUUGGCUAUGGAAUGGACGCCCGGGGCAAUUGGCACCACUACUGGGAGAAGAACCGCUGGGCUGCAGCCUUCCGCUUCACCAGAGUGCACGACGCCAACUUCGAGUCCAGGGUCAUCCGGCAGCUGGCCAGGGUGGGGAAAAUCCAGCUGUACAGGGGCCGGCCCUGAUCCCCCUCCCCCCACCCUCUCAGUCGGACUCAGCCAGGCGUCAUCAUAUCGAAUCAGGAACGCCAGGUUCUUCAGAGCAACACACACAAAGUGCCGGAGGAACUCAGCAGGUCAGGCAGCGUCUGUGGAAAUGGAUAGAAUUGACGUUUCGGGACUUCUCACCAGGCCCAUUGGGGGUUUGGAUCAGUUGCCCAGUCUUUGCAGCCUGUACCCACACCACUCACUCAGGUGCCCUCCUGAGGGUCUUCCAUUCUAACGCCAGCACUCUCUUCCUACCUACAGCUUGGCUGAGCUGUCUCCUCCUGUCUCAUUCAUAGAAGAGUACAAGCCCUUCAGCCCACAAUGUUGUACUGAACCUAUUUAAUUAAUAAUCAGGUCAUCUCCCUCAUCACCUUGGCCCCUUCACAGCCACCCUCCCCUUGCUUCAAACUUGCCUCAAUUUAAAUCAGGAUUCUCAAACCUGUUGCUCCCUCCACAGCUGCUGCCUGCCAGGCUGGCAGACUCCAGCAACUGCACAAUUUAUCCCUCUGUCUCUGCAGGACACCAGCCAUUCAGUGUUCAGUGAGAUUAUUCUCUGACUAACAGCUUGACCAUGAGACAGGUUGUGGGUCACGGACCCUCAUGCUAAACACUGACCAACACAUUGUCCAUGAGAUAGGUCAGUGGGACACUCAGUGCCUCGAGGAAUGGCCAAGGCUGCAGCACUGACCCGGUCUGUGCCAUCCCUUCCCCCAAGGUCAGAGGUCAUGUCUGUAUGAGCAAUUGGUGUCGUGCCUGAUAGCCAACUGUGCUGAGGGAUCAGGUCCUCAGCCUUGCUUAAGUAGAGUACAGCACAGAAACAGGUCAUUUGGCCCAUCACUUCCACACUGACUAGCAUCCAUCCUUCCCCCUAACACCCAUGGAGAGGGGAUAGUGGAGGAGGCAGGAAGGGCGAUGGCAGGGAUAAAGGGGACAGGGAGAGUCAACGAUAAAACCUGUGGGUGGGGAGGGGUUAACUCUGUAGUCUGCAGAUCAAAUGAAUGAUUGAUAAGUGGGGGGGGGGGGGGGUUAGUACAUGACAUAAGAUCGGAUCCAGCUAGGAAACUCCUUGUGCUGAGAUGCUGGUCUCACCACGUCUGUGAACUCUGGUUGGGACUGGGUACUCUCCUUACAAACUCGGAGUACGAAUUGAACAGCUGGAGCCAUGGAGAGAGGGUUUACUGAGGAUUUUCGGGGCUGUCAGAUGUGAGGGGAGAGUUUACUGAGGAUUUUCGGGGCUGUCGGAUGUGAGGGGAGAGUUUACUGAGGGUUUGCAGGGGCUCCCAGAUGUGAAGGGAGAGUUUACUGAUGCUAGGAAUGUAUCACAGCUCUGAGGGGCCGAAGGGUGCGGGGUAGCCCCCUCCUUUGCGAGAAUCGCAAGAUAACUAUUGAGUCAGUCCAGGAGACCCAGGAAAUGAGAGAAUUCACAAAGAGUGGAAUGUGUCCUGGCCUGUGAAAUGUGAAAGGCGGACCCAUUGAUACCAGCUAUUGUCUCUUGGAGCUGGACUUGUGUAUUGCAUCCUGCAUCGAAGCCCCAGGCAAUGAACUGAGGGAGAGGGUGGUGGAGUGAUUGCAUGAUCUCAACCUGAUUGACAUCUGAUACCCUGUCAGUCAGGAUAAAAGAGGGUAUGUGGGAACAGCCCCUCAGAUGCACCAGAAGAAACGCCAGUGAUCCCGUAAUAGCAAAAGCCAGUGGGAAGGCCACGUGCGUCCGUUUCCAUUUGCCCCGGAAUCGGUGGGCCUUGACCACGGAAGAACGGUUUUUAGCUAACAACGGGGAAAUCAACUCCCAACGACUCUCGAAGGAUUGACAUCAUAAAAGGACUAGGCAAGUUUUAACCCGUCUUUCUCUCAAAACAAAACGCUGCAGAUUGAAUGAACUAAAGGGACUUUUAUAUUUACAUCGGACAGUACAUUAUCCCCUAGACAACGAUAGCGUUAUUUCUUAUUGAUUAUUAUUACACCCGCGCUUUUACAUUUAGUCUUGAUGAUGUAUACUAUCUGUAAGUUUGCAUUGAUAUUAUUUUGUGUAUUUUUAUCAAUAAAUACUGUUAAAAAUAGUA
Molecule: messenger RNA, 6064 nt
Organism: Hypanus sabinus (Atlantic stingray)
Lineage: Eukaryota; Metazoa; Chordata; Chondrichthyes; Myliobatiformes; Dasyatidae
Product: CMP-N-acetylneuraminate-beta-galactosamide-alpha-2,3-sialyltransferase 2-like
Exons: 7
Coding region: 3258-3983 (241 amino acids)
Molecular function (GO): beta-galactoside (CMP) alpha-2,3-sialyltransferase activity
Source: RefSeq, a predicted model, not a curated record